AUGGGCGCCCGCCCGGCCCAGUCCACCUUUUGCGCCUCCCUCAUCACCCACCUCAACCUCAACCGGCGCUCCGCCUUCUACGUCAACCUGGACCCCGCCGCCGAGACGUUCGAGCACCAGCCCGACCUCGACAUCAAGGACCUCAUCUCCCUCGAGGACGUCAUGGAGGAGAUGGGCCUCGGCCCCAACGGCGGCCUCAUCUACUGCUUCGAGUUCCUCAUGGAGAACCUCGACUUCCUGACCGAGUCCCUCGACUCGCUGACGGAGGAGUACCUCAUCAUCUUCGACAUGCCCGGCCAGAUCGAGCUCUACACCCACGUGCCCAUCCUGCCCGCCCUCGUCAAGUUCCUGACCCAGGCCGGCUCCCUCGACAUCCGCCUCUGCGCCGCCUACCUGCUCGAGGCCACCUUCGUCGUCGACCGCGCCAAGUUCUUCGCCGGCACCCUGAGCGCCAUGAGCGCCAUGAUCAUGCUCGAGAUCCCCCACCUCAACGUGCUGUCCAAGAUGGACCUCGUCAAGGGCCAGGUCAAGCGCAAAGAUCUCAAGAAGUUCCUGACCCCGGACGUCGCCCUGCUCGACGACGACCCGGCCGAGGUGGCGAGGCGCAGGGCCGAGGGCGACGAGGUCGGCGACGACGACAUGACCGACCCGCAGCAGCGGGAGGCCAUCAUGAAGGGUUCCAGCUUCAGGAGGCUGAACCGGGCCGUGGCCGGUCUGAUUGAGAGCUUCAGCAUGGUCAGCUACCUCAAGCUCGACUCGUCGGACGAGGAGAGCGUCGGCGCCAUCCUGAGCUAUAUCGACGACUGCAUCCAGUACCACGAGGCCCAGGAGCCGAGGGAGUUGAAGGACGAGGAGUUUGAGGAACAAGAGUAA
Molecule: messenger RNA, 873 nt
Organism: Thyridium curvatum
Lineage: Eukaryota; Fungi; Ascomycota; Sordariomycetes; Thyridiales; Thyridiaceae
Exons: 1
Coding region: 1-873 (290 amino acids)
Molecular function (GO): GTPase activity
Source: RefSeq, a predicted model, not a curated record